This is a messenger RNA of Eremomyces bilateralis CBS 781.70, 1510 nucleotides long. Its product is annotated as FAD/NAD(P)-binding domain-containing protein. Gene Ontology annotation, molecular function: monooxygenase activity; FAD binding. The coding region runs from base 180 to 1439 and encodes 419 amino acids. The record is from RefSeq and is a predicted model, not a curated record. The transcript is spliced from 3 exons. NCBI's taxonomy places the organism in Eukaryota, Fungi, Ascomycota, Dothideomycetes, Eremomycetales, Eremomycetaceae.
AUAUUUCGGGGGGGUGGUGUAUUGCCGGUAUAAAUAGCAGCUGAAAGCCCUCGCUUCUCUAAUUCCGUUCCUAUCUUGUCUGUCCUUGCUAUUUCCCGAGUCUUGGGAUUUCCAUUCCAGCGGCAGUUUUUGACCUCUCCUAUUCCUGGAGCUCUAAGUCAAGAUUUCACGGACCGACGAUGCCGCUGAACGUCAUUAUCAUCGGUGGUGGUAUCACGGGAUUGGGGUUAGCCCUCUCCCUCAUGCGCCUCAAUCAAACCGACCCCACCUUCACCAUCACCGUCACGAUCUACGAGCUCCGCUCCGACCCUACCCUCACCCCCUCUAUAUCCACCCUCGGCGGUGCCAUUCACCUAAUGCCCAAUGCCCUACGCCUCUUAGAGUAUCUCGGCAUCCUCGACACGGUGGUCAAUGAAGCAUGCGAUGUCCCCCGGCUGGAGAUCUUCUCCCACCGCACCGGGGCGAAACUCGGGGAAAUGGACUUCGAUAAGCCGGAGAAGUUUAAAUAUCGAGCGCUGCGCGUGAUGCGGUCCACGUUGGUGGACGUGAUGCGGAAGAAGUUUUUGGAGGAGGGGGGACGCGUGCGGUGGGGGAUGGAGCUCGAGUCGAUCGAGCAGCCGGGCGAGGAGGGUUCGUCGAUCAGGGCAGUCUUCUCCGGUGGCGAGGAGGUGUUCGGCGAUCUGGUCGUCGGGUGCGACGGGAUUCAUUCGGCGGUGCGGAUGAAAUUCGUGGACCCGGAUCGGAAACCCGUAUACUCCGGGAUCGCCACCGCCUACGGGUUCUCCGACGCGUCGUGUCUCAAGAGUGAAAUCCCGUUCGAAUCUACAGGCAUGUUCCAAGGUCGACGAGGGUCGCUGCUCACCUCUUAUUGCACGAGAGACAGGGGCAGGAUGUACGCGGCUGCGGUCAUGGAGACCGAUGAUGUGGUGAGCAAAGAAGGGUGGAAGCUCGCGUCGGAAGAUCAGGAAGCAGUGCGGAAUAGGGUGCAGUCGCUGUUUCGAGAUGGUUCCGUCCCAUGCAUUGGCGAGGUGAUAGAGCAGGUUGAAUCCUUCUUUUUGUAUCCCGUGUAUAAGUUGCCGGCUGGUGGGAAGUGGGUGUCGGGAAGGAUCCUAUUGAUGGGAGAUGCAGCACAUGCAAUGCCUCCAAUGGGAGAAAGUGUCGGUCUCUGCCUCGAGGAUGCGGUUCUCUUCUCGAGGAUUUUACGACAUCAUGGACCAAAGAACCUCGAGCAUGUCUUUGACGUCUUCGAAAAGCUCCGGCGACCAAGGAUCGAUGCUGCGUUCAAGGAAGCGGACAUGCGGUGGGAGACGAACAAAGACCUAGGCUGGUUCUUCACCGUGAUUCGGGAUUGGUUCACGGCCGGGUUUAUGUGGUGGAUGAGUUCGUCGAUGGAGGGAAAGUUCGCUUAUGAUGUUUUAGAGGUGGACUUGAAGGUCUAGUUCUAGAGGGACUCUUAAUUCUAUCUUUUCUUCACUCAAAUUUGUCUCAAUGAAGACAAUGCAUUACUUUU